UUCUAUCGCGCACGGACACCGGACUGCAAUCGUUGGCUCUAUUCAACCCGAGAAUCACAGUGAACAACAUCGCCAGCUGACCUGUUCAUAGAAGCUUCAUUCCGAAAGCAUGGGUGAUAUAGAGAUCGUGCGGUACGAGGACCGCUACCGUGAACAGGCGCUGGAAGUGCUGAGAAAAUCAUUUUUUCUACACGAAAUGGUUUGCAUUGGAGCGGAAGUGGACCGGACACCGCAGGCCCAGAAGGAUCUCGAGCAGCUCUGUCUGGAUGUGGCCAAUGGGGGUGUUUCGUUGAUCGCACGACACCAACCAACCGAUACGAUCGUCGGCGUUUCAUUUAACGUGCUGCAGACUCCCAGCGGACCGGAUGAUUGCAACUACUUUGAGCAGUUUCGUGACACCAAGUGUACGACUGAUAGCUCGCGGUCACUGAUGCAGUACAUGAUCACGAUGGACGCGAAGGUGAACCUGUUCGAGCGGUUCAAUGUAACGUGCCUGCUGGAGAUCAUGUUUCUAGCCACCCUGCCCGAUUACGAGGGACGCGGCAUUGGAACGCGGUUAGUAGAGGAAUCGGUUCGGCUAGCGCAAAAGUUGCGUUCCGAGGAGGCCAGCACUGCAAAAAAGCCUCAGCUCGUUUCGGCACUCUUUACCUCGAAAAUCUCACAGCGAGUAGGAGAGAAGAAUGGAUUCAAGGUCGUGAAUCAGGUGCCCCACUCGGAGUUUGUGUUUAACGGGAAAACGUAUGCCGAUCGCGCCGGGCCCGAGCAUCCGUUUUCUACGCUUGUGGUGAAGCAACUUUAAUAGGUCGAUAUCUCUAAAACAAAUAAAGAAACCC
Anopheles darlingi is the source of this 833-nucleotide messenger RNA. RefSeq lists its product as uncharacterized. The transcript is spliced from 2 exons. NCBI's taxonomy places the organism in Eukaryota, Metazoa, Arthropoda, Insecta, Diptera, Culicidae. Gene Ontology annotation, molecular function: N-acetyltransferase activity. Bases 110 to 799 code for a protein of 229 amino acids. The record is from RefSeq and is a predicted model, not a curated record.